AUGUCUACUGCUAGUUCUCAUCCUCGUCAAAUUCUAUCAAUUAUUCAGCAAGGUAAUUCAUCUUCUAUGGCUAUAUCCAGAACAAUCUAUAAUACUUUACAAUCUAUUCACCAAGAAAAACUUAAUGGUCGUACACCAAUUCAAGCUCUUUUUGAUGAAUUGCAAGGAUCAGACUUUGAGUUUGAAUAUCAAU
Molecule: messenger RNA, 193 nt
Organism: Acaulospora morrowiae
Lineage: Eukaryota; Fungi; Glomeromycota; Glomeromycetes; Diversisporales; Acaulosporaceae
Source: the annotation of a GenBank genome assembly